Molecule: messenger RNA, 2817 nt
Organism: Enterobius vermicularis (human pinworm)
Lineage: Eukaryota; Metazoa; Nematoda; Chromadorea; Rhabditida; Oxyuridae
Source: the annotation of a GenBank genome assembly
AUGGCUGUUCCGUUACCAUUAUCCGCGGCUGCCGAUCCCAAUAUUCACUGUAAGUUAUACGAUUACGUGGAGACUUUAAAGAAAGACCCGAAUGGAUGGAAGUUAUGCGUAGAGAAUAUUAUUAAAGGUGACAUUGGUAGUGUCGAAGAUCACUUCAUCCUCUUACAAGUCUUAGAAGCUUAUGUGUCUAAAAAAUACUCGACCGAUGAUGCUGGACAAGAGAUAAUCAAACUUUGGAUGUCUACAUGGCUAUCAAAUCUCUGCACUUCCGAUCCACCACCAGCGUUUCUAGCGAACAAAGUUGCUCAGUUAUUUGCAUUAGUAUUUGCUGCUGAUUUUCCAUCUCGUUGGCCUCACUUUAUGCAGGAAGUUUUCAUGCAAAGGCUAGAGUACCCACCUGUUGUCACAUUUCUUCUUCGUACGUUGAUUGCUAUAGACAGCGAAGUCGUUGACAGAGAAAUUCAGCGGCCUAAAGAGCUGUUUGAUCGCAACACACGCAUAAAAGAUGCGAUGCGAGAUCUUUGCAUAAAGGACUUGGCAGAAGUAUGGGCGAACACUCUGGUAAAAAGGGGUAGCGAUGUCAAAGCGCAGGAACUUUGUCUCGACGUGAUAUCUUGUUAUGUAGAUUGGAUCGAUAUUGAACUCAUUGUUAAUGACACGAUGAUUCCGCUCAUUAUAGGCUGCCUGAAUAAUGCUAAUACAAGUGAUUCAGCAGUGAGAGCUAUUUGCGCGAUCAUGGAGAAAGGGAUGGAUGUUGAGAAGAAGUUUUCUUUAGUUUUUGCCUUGAGUACGCUUCUCCGAUCCAACAAUUCGUUAUCUGUUUCUCAGGGUAGCGAUGCGGACAGUGUUAUGCAAAACGGGUCCUUGAUUAAUUCAUUGGGGCUAGUCUAUAUCGACUGUUAUUCGAAAUUUGAGAAAACUAACAACAUUGAACGAGUAAGGGAGUGUGCGACACUUAUGGAGAGUCUGGUGGAUAGUGCACUGUCUUGUUUAUCCCAUGAGGAUAUCUACGCUUCACAAACAGUGGUGGACUUUUUGCGCCGAUAUCUUGCUUACUUAAAGGGGCAUACUUUAAGUGAAGGGCAUCUUUCCUUUAUACAGCAGCUAGUUAAUAUAGUGGUUCUUCGGUAUAAAGCACCUGAAGAAAUUAAUCUUGAGACUGACGGUGAGAACGAAAUUGAGUUUUUGGAAUACCGCAAGCAGCUGCGUGGGAUUUUGUCUUCAAAACCAGAGGUUUUAAUAUCUGUUAUUGACCCAGCCGUAAGCACGAUGUGCAAGGAUUGGGAACGCUGCGAAGUGGCCCCACUGGAGGCAGUCGUCUCUCUAAUUUAUUACUUUCCUGAAGUUCUAAAUACAAACUUUGUCAUGGGGAAGAACGAAGUUUCUUUACUUGCGAGGAACCUUGUGCUGCAGGUUUUGGCUAGCAAUGUCAGCAUGCGGGAUGCGCUUGUGGUUAAUCGAGUAUUUUUUGAGAUGGCGUGUAGGUAUGAUAAGCUCUUAGCAACUGAACCUAAACUUCUUCCUGCAAUUUUGGAAGCAUUUCUUGACAAACGUGGUCUUUCACAUCCCUCUGCGGCGCAUAGGACGCGUAUUGUAUAUUUAUUUACUCGCUUUGUUAAGGCUCAUAAACAAGCUUUAAGUGCGUAUAUGGGGACAGUAUUACGUAGUUUAGCUCCGCUUCUUGCUGUGUCACCGCUCUCAAGUUCAUUGUUCAGUAGCGACGACCAGAUGUAUCUUUAUGAAGCUACUUCAACUUUAAUUUUAUACGGGUCAAUGGAUUUGUCUCAAAAACAAGAGUAUAUGAAGGAGUUAUUAGCCUCUUUAGCGGAUAGAUUUAUGAACACUUAUGAACAACUUACUUCUCCUGAUUCAAAUGAGGAGGAGAUUGAACUUUUAAAGGACUACUUGGCAAAUAUUAUUUCUUACUGUUCGCGAAUAACGAAACCGUUUACCGAUACUUUUACAAUGAAGGAAUGUGGACUUGAUGGGGCUUUUGCUGAACUUCUAAACAAAUUUUUGGAAAAAGCUCAUUUGGACUAUCCUCCAAUAGCUGAUGCUUUACGGCAGUAUCUUCACAGAAUGGUUAUAUGCCUUGGAGACGAAUUCCUGCCGGCCUUACCAAUUAUUUUUGGAAAAUUUUUAACUGCCUCUUCGAAUCUGAAAGCUUUGCAGGGGUUUCUAAUUCUUUUGCAACAAAUUGUUGCAAGGUUUAAAGAGAAGCUGCUUACUACAAACGUGAACCUUCGAGCUCUCUUUGAAGUAGUAUGGGCAGUUCAAGAAAGCAACCAGGCGACAAGUGACGAGACCGUUGCAGAAAAUUUGCGUUAUUUAAACCGAGCAUAUCUUCAGACAGUACUUGCUAUAACAAAUAAUAAGCUGCUACGUCUUUUAUCUUCGUUAGGGAGUGGUUUUAUGGAACGGUUGUACUCAUCGCUGUUUUUUUUCUGUGUUUACGAGGACCCGCUAGCCCAAAAAGUAGCUUUGACUACUCUGUACAAACUGGUUUCCUCUUUUUCAUUCCCUGAUCUAUUAUGGGAUAAGAUGGUUGUGACCGUGCUUCAGAUACCUUUGUGUAAACAACAUGAUGUCUCGGAUGCACAGUGCAUGAUUGUUCAACAUGAAGUAGCUGCUUGUUUAUUGUUGUUCCGACAGUGUUGUACAGAGAAAUUUGAUAGGCUGUUAGAAUCAGUGCUUCCUGUUGAUUUAGCAAAACAGUUCAGCCAGUGCCUUAGUUCAGAUCUUUCAAAGGGUAAAGAACUGGACAAGCGUGUCGAUGAGCUGUACGCUGCACUCCGAGAAAGGACGAACCUUUCAUAA